Hibiscus syriacus is the source of this 1374-nucleotide messenger RNA. Its product is annotated as probable mitochondrial adenine nucleotide transporter BTL3. Gene Ontology annotation, biological process: transmembrane transport. The transcript is spliced from 4 exons. NCBI's taxonomy places the organism in Eukaryota, Viridiplantae, Streptophyta, Magnoliopsida, Malvales, Malvaceae. The coding region runs from base 1 to 1374 and encodes 457 amino acids. The record is from RefSeq and is a predicted model, not a curated record.
AUGGAUCAAAUUAUCGCUGGGAGGCUAUCGGUCUGGUUUCCACGUCGAAACUCGAUGAUGACUCGACAUGAACUCAUAUUGCUCCAUACCCUUCCAUGGCCGAUCUCCUACUUGAAGAGUAUAACUCUAGCUGCGUUUGUAUUACAAACGCUGCAAUUGUUACUUAAAUCCUGCGCGAGCAUUUCCCCCUUCAAAUCUUAUUCUAAACCUAAUUUCAUCGAAAAACAAUGCUCCCCGUUGCCAUUCGAAUCCGUCACCACCUACAUCGUCGCUGGUGGUCUGUUCAUCGACCCUUGUUUUCCCUCUUCCUUUCUCGACUUCGUUUCCCCUUUUAGAGAUUUUUCUUCUUCCAGGAAAACGGCUCGCGUUGCUCGUAGGCAAAAGCGUGAGGCGGUUGCUGUUAAAGAUGUAUUUUUUUUGUCCGUUAGUUUCAGCAACGAUGGGCUUGUUUCAGAACACAAGGAAUUUCAGCUACAAAAUGAAGUGAAGAACAACAACAACGGGGUGGGGGCUGAAGCCAAACGGAAUGUUAGGUUAACGCAACGUAGCGCAGUCAAUACUAAAAAGGAUUUGUGGGCUGGAGCCAUCGCGGCCAUGGUUUCCAGAACGUUUGUUGCUCCGUUAGAGAGAUUAAAGCUGGAAUAUAUAGUGUGUGGUGAACAAAGCAAUAUAUUUGAUCUUGUUAAGAAGAUUGCUUUGACGCAAAGAUUGUUUGGAUUUUGGAAAGGGAACUUUAUUAAUGUUCUUCGCACGGCUCCAUUCAAAGCUGUGAAUUUUUAUGCUUACGAUACGUAUAGGAAGCAAUUGCUUACACUGUCUGGAAAUGAGGAGACCACAAAUUCUGAGAGAUUCAUUGCUGGUGCUGCAGCCGGCAUCACUGCUACUGUUCUCUGCUUACCGCUUGAUAUUAUCCUAACCAAGAUAGUGGCACCAGGUGGAGAAGCCUUAGAUGGUGUAAUUGGUGCUUUUCGCCACAUGAUCCAAACUGAAGAGUUCUUUUCUCUCUACAAAGGUCUAGUGCCCUCUAUUGUAAGCAUGGCACCUUCAGCCACAGUAUUCUAUAGUGUGUAUGAUAUGUUGAAAUCAGCUUAUCUGCGUUCCCCGGAGGGUAGGAAAAUAAUUCAGAACAUGAGUCAAAUAGGACAGGAGCUGAAAGCUUUGGAUCAGGUAGAGUUGGGACCAAUGAGGAUGUUAUUAUAUGGGGCUAUGGAUGGUGCUUGUGCCGAAGUUGCUACUUUCCCAUUUGAAGUUGUGAGAAGACAGUUGCAAUUGCAAGUCCAGGCAAGCAAAAUGGGUUCACUGGCAACUGGUGUCAGGAUCGUUGAACAAGGAAUUUCUGCUCUCUAUGCUGGGCUAAUUCCCAGCUUGCUAUAA